AUGAUAAGCAAUGAGAAUGAGAAAAGUGCUGGGAUGAAAGAGGCCAGAAUUGGCAUCAGAAUCGAGUCACCAAAUGGCCAAUACAUAAAGAUGAGCAGCAAGCCAUCCAACAAAGUGAAGAAGGUUCUUGAGGCGUAUUGCAAGUCAAACAAUGUGGAGGCGAGCAACUACAGGCUCGUGUUCAAGAACCAGUUUCUAAAUGAUGAUUAUACGCUGAAAUCGUAUGAAAUUGGGGAUGGUGAUAUCAUCUACGUGAUGCCACAGCAGACUGGUGGAUGUGUUUAG
This is a messenger RNA of Enterospora canceri, 285 nucleotides long. The record is from the annotation of a GenBank genome assembly. NCBI's taxonomy places the organism in Eukaryota, Fungi, Microsporidia, Enterocytozoonidae.